Rhineura floridana is the source of this 1654-nucleotide messenger RNA. RefSeq names its product microtubule associated protein 1 light chain 3 alpha (gene MAP1LC3A). The transcript has 4 exons. Gene Ontology annotation, biological process: autophagosome assembly; macroautophagy; cellular response to nitrogen starvation. NCBI's taxonomy places the organism in Eukaryota, Metazoa, Chordata, Lepidosauria, Squamata, Rhineuridae. Gene Ontology annotation, cellular component: autophagosome; cytosol; autophagosome membrane. Gene Ontology annotation, molecular function: ubiquitin protein ligase binding. The coding region runs from base 286 to 651 and encodes 121 amino acids. The record is from RefSeq and is a predicted model, not a curated record.
CACUGCCGCUUUGCCAGCUUCAGGAAUCGGUGUGGAUCGUCCAGCCGGGGGCAGACGACGACGACGACGGCAGCAGCAGGCGAGGAAGCAGCAGCAGCGACAGUCGGCUGGCUCGAGUUUCCCCGCAGGCAACUGCUGCCCGCUGUCUACCAGGCCUUAAUAGACUUACAGGCGGCUCUGGAGAGUUCGCCACCUUCCCUUUCCUGUCGGGAUCUUUGCGGUCCACGGAGAUUGUAGUCCCCGCUGAGUCGCGGCGCUCUUGCUCCCCUUCACUCUCCGGCCGAGAUGCCUUCGGACCGGCCUUUCAAGCAGAGGCGGAGCUUCUCUGAUCGUUGCAAAGAGGUACAGCAGAUCCGAGAACAGCAUCCAAACAAAAUUCCAGUCAUUAUUGAAAGAUACAAGGGGGAGAAGCAGCUGCCUGUGCUGGAUAAGACCAAAUUUCUAGUCCCUGACCAUGUCAACAUGAGCGAAUUGGUAAAAAUAAUCCGGCGCCGGCUGCAGCUGAAUCCAACCCAGGCCUUCUUCCUGUUGGUCAACCAGCACAGCAUGGUGAGCGUUUCCACCCCCAUCUCUGAGAUCUAUGAGCAAGAGAAGGACGAAGAUGGCUUCCUCUACAUGGUCUAUGCCUCGCAGGAGACCUUUGGCUACUGAGCAUCUGUCUGCACCAGAGGACUGACUCUAAACUGUUGCAUCAAAAUCCCUGUCUCCCCAACACUCCCCCCUCCUUGGCACACCAGUGCAGGCAGAGGCCUGUGGCCCAGGAGCAGCACAAAGAGCAACUGGUGCGCCUCCACCUUCGCAGUGCAACAGACCAAGCGAGUUCAGUGUGUGUAUGAUUGUGUGACCCACAAGUCCCUACUUUUUCCUUGCCGUCGCCCCCCCUUGUGUGCAACACUCAUUGCUCCCUCCUACCUUCCCCACUGUGUGUGCUCUCUCGCUCUCUGUUGCUAUUCUGUCCUUGUUCUUAGUCCAAUGCCAAAUUAAUGAAGCUCGUGGGAGGCAGAGGAAAAAAAGAAACUGUUUCCUCGCCUGCUAGGGUAAGAGGAGGGACUCGUCCACUGAACUUUUAUUAAAGGGCCGCAAAUCUGAAGGCAAAAAAAUAAAUAACUAUCAUUGCUCUUGCAUUUUUAAUUACUUACAUAUCAAUUCUUGGUGCUACAGAGUAGAUGUAGGCGUCUUCUACAGACUGUGUAUAAUGUAUAUCUUUUAGAUUUAUUUUAUUAUUUUGUAAGCACGAUGGGGGAAUAUAAUUUGCUUGUGUUAUGUAGAUUUAAAAAAACAAAGCCCAAGCUUCUUUGCACUUUAAAAUGUAGUAGAGGUGAGCGUGGAAUUAGCUUAAUUUUCACAGAUCUGCCGUACCAUGUGCUGUGUCUCUGUUGAUAUUUAUACUUGCCUUUUUAGAAUUUUUUUAAAAGCCAGCCUCUCCUUUCUUGCUCUGUUGCAUGCAUGAGUUUUUCUCUUUUCCUUCCUUUCGUUUUUGGUCCCACUGUGGCAAGCAGACCAUUCACUCAAGGAAUGUACUGAUUUAUAUUGCUACUUUUUUUCUUUAUUUUUUUUUAAAUUUAUGAUACCAAAAAUGUGUGUAUGACAGGAAAAAAAUCCACCCAGUUGACUCUAUACAAAUAACUAUAUAAAUAAAGCUAAAUUAAAAUUG